GGACCAGAGACAGCCUGAGCACGGAGCACCUUCUCCCCGGCCCCCGGGAACCGUGGGUUCGGAUCCGGACCCCACCCGCACCCCCCGCCAUGCACGGCCUCGGGCUCCUGCUGCUUGCUGCGCUGUGGCUACAGGAGGCCGCCCCCAGGGCCACCCUGCCCCACGUGGAGCAGUACGAGGUGGUGAGGCCCCGGCGCCUGCCAGCACCCCGCACCCGCCGAGCCCUGCCCUCCCACUUGGUAAGCCUGGGCAGGAGGCUGGCCUGGGGGUCCCUCCCUGGCCCCUCAGAGCCCGUUUCUGUCUGUGAGCAGGGUGAUAGCUCCCCGUGUGCCCAGCAAGUUGUGAGGGGCCGCCUUUGGGGCUGA
Eubalaena glacialis (North Atlantic right whale) is the source of this 365-nucleotide messenger RNA. RefSeq names its product disintegrin and metalloproteinase domain-containing protein 8-like. The record is from RefSeq and is a predicted model, not a curated record. The transcript is spliced from 2 exons. The coding region runs from base 90 to 365 and encodes 91 amino acids. Lineage: Eukaryota; Metazoa; Chordata; Mammalia; Artiodactyla; Balaenidae.